AUGGAAGCAUUAAGGCUAUCGGAAACAGAGGUUCAUUUUUACUUUAGCACUUUUGACAGUUGUGAUGUUGAAAAAAGUGGGAAGCUCUCAACUGAAUGUGUGAAGACAUUUCUGUCUCGUUCUGGACUUUCUCAUACUUUGAUAGAUGAUAUUGUGGAAUUAUCAGAUCCUUCUGCAUGCGGAUUUUGGGGAAGAGUCAGUUUCUUUACAGCCCUCAAACUCGUCUCGCUUGCUCAAUGUGGAUUUCCUGUUUCAAAAAUUGAGUUAAUACGAAACAUAGAGAACCUUCCUUUACCUGUGUUUUCUGAUAGCUGUAACAAUUUGCCAGAUGGGGGAGAUACUAUUAUUGAGUAUGGUUCCUCUGUUUCUAUAACCGGAGAGAAAUGUCCUGGCCUAAAUAAACAGCAGGAUGAGUAUAUUUGCCAUGACGGCGAGUUUCGUGACACUCAGGAGAGUGAAAACCGGGAUUUUGUGUCAGAAACGUUGAUGGGACCUCGUCCUUUUACCUGGCCCAAAUGUUACGAAGAAGAGCAGGGACUCUUAACUGAAGAGUUUACAAAGCGAGAUGACACUUAUGUUCCUUUUAAAAAUGAGAUAAGAAGUUUACGUAAUCCCAGCUGGCACGCCGUAGAUGACCCAUUUUUUAAGAGACCACAUCGUGGUGCUAGCCACCUUUCAUCGUCUCAGUCCUCCAGCACUAUUACAUCUCAUGAUUCUAACUCAUCUGCUCACCCAACAAAUCUUCAGAAUUAUUCAGCUGAGCGUACUAAGAAAACUACGAAAUUGCACGAUGCAAAUAUUUGGGGUUAUCAAGAUCUACCUGAUUUUCGUCCCUCGGAUACAACCAAGAAAAAUAAACACAGAGUGGAUUCUACUCGUCAUUCUUCACAGAGUAGUGAUUUUCAUCAGUCAGUUCAUGAAGAUGACAAUCAAUUUUCGAGGAAUACUUUACAAAGAAAUGAAAUCAGCAAAUGGAAGUUAUCACACAGUCGCAGCUCUUCGUUCCCACUUUCACAAUAUAACGGUAAUUAUUUUGAUCAUAGUGAAAAACGCAGGCAACGACAACGUAAAUCGUUGAGUUCAUUUGCUUUACAGUCAAAACGAGAAGCUGAAUAUGCAUUACAGUUUGAUGAGUUGUUCAUUUUUAAGGAUACUGUUACUUCUACCACUACCGCUCUUAGUCAUCAUUUAAUGGUAGCGCAUUCGGAAGUAACGCAGUUGUUUACAGCCCAGUAUAAAAUUUCGUCAGCUGACUUUGACCACAUAUGGUUCAUUGCUGAUGUAAAUCGAGAUAAUUAUUUAAACAAGCAGGAGUUCUGCUUAGCCAGUCAUUUAGCAUAUUUAUUUGGUCAUCGAGGUUUAACAUUGGAAGAUGCCAUUAUAGCAUGUAAACCGUAUAUUAAUAAACUCAAGAAAAGAUUGACAAAACCGGAACUGGAAGAAAAGUCAUUUGUAGUUAAUCCAUAUUCAUGGUAUAUUGAUCCAGUUCGAUUGUUAUCCGCAAUUACCGGUCGUCGAAUAUCAUUGUUAUCGGAAUUAUCCAGCAGUCAUAGACGUCGUCUUCUAUCUUCUUUGAUCCGUGAAGCUAAAUCAGUUAAUCAUACAUUACUUCGUUUAAAUAAUGAAAUGCAGUGUGAACUUGCUGAACUGAAUGAUCAGCGAGUUAAUUUAAGUGCACAGCUUCAGCACUUAGGUCUUCAACCUACACUCUGAUGAGAAAAUGUUUUCCAAAAAAAUUGAUUUCAUAGUAACUUUCUCGAAAAUAAUCCCUUAAUCUUUUCAAUUGCUUUUGAAAAAAUCAAACAUUAUCAGCAAAGUGUACAGUCUUAAAUAAAUUUAAACCUUUAUUGAGUUGAAAUGCAAAAAAAGGUUACAGCGAAGAUAAUUAUCUCUUCGACGACUCACUUUCACAGUUGUGCAUACAUAUACAAGUAAAAUGAUGGAAUGUUCCAGACAAGUUUCCGGUCAAGGGCGUAUGUGGGAGAUGAAAUGAUAUUACGUAACACAAGAUAUGAUAUCUGGUAAGAAUAAAUAAAUAUGUAAUAAAAUGUAAAUAAACUAAUAAAAUACGAAGCAAAAUGUAAACAGAGGUUCAGAGUAUCUGCACAGUUUAAUACACAAUUGAAGCUGUGACUUACCAAAGCUUCCGCUGCACAUAAUUGUCUAGUCCUCAUCCCUUUUGAACAGUUUAGUCAAACACUAUUGACAACUUUGAAACGAGGUUUCCAGAGGAGCCAGAUGUCCAGAGUCUACGAGAUGUUCAACGGUAUAGCUGAAGAUGGGUUUGUGCUCACUUUUCAGUAACCAGGCUGGAUGAUGUUCACGAGUUCGUUUUUUAAGCGUGCGCAUAGUGUGGCCAGCUUACUCAGUUCCAUAGGAGCACGUGAACUUCCAAAUAUACAUUGACGAGGUAUGUCACCGCAGACAUCCUUCGUUAACGUUUGUCCCUGAAUAGAACAUUCUACGCCACAAACCUCCGCAUUAUUUUCUCAUGUCAACACCUAGUUUGUCAGUGCGCGAAAGACAAAUUAGCACAUUGGGCCUUAUCAGGUGUAUUUAACAAGUUCAAAGUUCUCAACAAUGUUUGACUAAACUGUUCAAAAGGGGUGAGGACUAGACAAUUAUGUGCAGCGGAAGCUUUGGUAAGUCACAGCUUCAAUUGUGUAUUAAACUGUGCAGAUACUCUGAACCUCUGUUUACAUUUUGCUUCGUAUUUUAUUAGUUUAUUUACAUUUUAUUACAUAUUAUUUAUUCUUACCAGAUAUCAUAUCUUGUGUUACGUAAUAUCGUUUCAUCUCCCACAUACGCCUUUGACCGGAAACUUGUCUGGAAACAUUCCAUCAUUUUACUUGUAUAUUUACGAAUAUACAGCUGUGAAAGUAAGCAAUUUUCUUUCUGAAUGAUCAAAUGAGGAUUUUCCGUUGCUUUAUUAAAGUUAUUUUUGAAGUUUUCAAAAUUUUAUUAACUUAAAUUUUGAAAUGUAGUUAGUGCUAUCCUUAGAUUAUUCUUUCUGUGGGUUAUCUUGAGGUCAAGUCUGAUCAUUUUGUUGCAGGUGUAUGUUUUCCAUAAAUUUACACUGAUAAUUAAGUUUUGUGUUGUAAGAUUUUAUUUCAACACUUUUAUGUGACAUUACUUUCCCAUCGAUAAAACAGCUUCGAAUUCAGCAUACGUCUCAUGUUUGGUUUACUUGCGUGUGGAUCAACGUAUUUGUUGUAUUUUUCCACGUUUUUGUUGCUAUAAAAUGUGAAGUAGAUUGUGGUUGAAUCGCAACAAUUUUUUAAUACCAGUUUUAUGCAUGCUAUUUCUUGUACAUAUCAAUAAUCCUAAUAUUUUACUUUUCUGUGACAUACGGUUUAGGUUAUUCUCUUAAUUACUGAUUGAGAUUCAUUGUUUGUAAUAUUUAAGUUCCAUUCGUUUUAUGAUUGUAUACACAUUUUGGUGUUUUGAGUCUAAUUGAUUUCUUCAAGUUAUCCUCAAAUUGUUUAUCUUCUAUAAAUAAACUUUUAAUUUUCUGAA
This is a messenger RNA of Heterobilharzia americana, 3516 nucleotides long. Lineage: Eukaryota; Metazoa; Platyhelminthes; Trematoda; Strigeidida; Schistosomatidae. The record is from the annotation of a GenBank genome assembly.